UCUUAUAGAAUGAAUCUACCAAAGGGACCGGAUUCUCUGUGCUUCGAUAAGGAUGUUUUUAUGAAGGAUGACUUUGACGUUGACCAGUUUGUGGGUGAGUGUCGGAAGCAGGUCCAGCUGGAAGAACUGAGAGAGGACCUGGAGCUCUACUACAAGCUGUUGAAAACAGCCAUGGUGGAGCUCAUCAACAAGGACUAUGCAGACUUUGUUAACCUCUCUACCAACCUGGUUGGGAUGGACAAAGCACUCAAUCAGCUUUCUGUGCCAUUAGGACAGUUACGUGAGGAGGUUAUGAGUCUGCGGUCCUGUGUUAGUGAGGUGAUACAGGCGAUAGAUAACCAGCUGUCGAAGCACGAGGACCUGCAGGAAAAAAAGGUGUGUGUGAUGAGGCUGAUUCAGGUUGUACGAUCAGUGGAGAAGAUUGAGAAAAUCCUUCAUUCACAGAGUUCCAAGGAAUCCAGCUCUCUGGAGAUCAGCAGCCCCUUGUUAGCAGGACAGAUCCUAGAAAGGAUUGCAACAGAGUUCAACCAGCUGCAGUUCCACGCUGUACAGAGCAAAGGCAUGCCCCUGCUGGACAAAGUCAGACCUCGUAUUGCAGGGAUCACGUCUAUGCUGCAGCAGUCUCUGGAGGGUCUGCUGAUUGAGGGCUUGCAGACAUCGAAUGUGGACAUGGUACGUCACUGCUUGAGGACUUACGCCACCGUAGACAAGACUCGAGAUGCUGAGGCCCUGGUAGGACAGGUGCUCGUCAAACCAUAUAUGGACCAGGUGAUAGUUGAAGAAGUGGUAAAGUCCAGUCCAAGUGGUCUUCAGAUGAUGUACUCUAGACUUUUGGAGUUUGUUCCACACCACUGUAGACUGCUCAGAGAGGUGACUGGAGGAGCCAUAUCCAGUGACAGAGCUGACAUAGUGCCAGGUUAUGAUUUCCUGGUGAACUCUGUUUGGCCAGAGAUGGUCAAAGGCAUAGAGGAAAGGUUGGCCUACAUCUUUAACCCUGGAAACCCCGACAUAUUCUACGAGCGUUACAGUGUAACUAUGGAGUUUGUGCAGAGGUUUGAACGGCAGUGUAGCUCACAGGCCAGUGUGAAGAGACUGAGAGUACACCCCUCAUAUACAAGCUUCCAGAACAAAUGGAACCUGCCUGUCUACUUUCAGUUACGAUACAAGGAAAUUGCAGGACGUCUAGAGAAUGCUAUUAGUGAUGGAUUAGUGGCUGCACCAGCUGGCAGUGCAUACCACCUGCAGGUAUCUGAGGUGUUGUGGUCCUGCUUAGUGAGAUGUUGGUCAGACAAUGUCUAUCUGUCACCUCUGGCACAUCGCUUCUGGAAGCUUACGCUGCAGCUGUACUCAAGAUAUGCCAAGUUUCUUGAUGAGGUGCUGACUAAGUCUCCGCCCUCUGAGGUGACUAAGGAGCCAACCAGGCCUCUGCCGAGCUCAGCUUCUUCUACAUCUAGCAGAACGUCACUGGAGGAAGGCGGCAGUGAGAGUGGGAGUCCUGCCUCCCUGUCCACUAAACAGCUGGUUUACAUUGCAGCAGACAUCCAAAAGCUGCAGGAGCAGAUCCCAGAGGUGUCAGAGAUGGUCAGAAAGCGGUUUGAAGCCAUUGGAUUCAAAAAUUUUUCUCUUGUGGAAGAUGCUCUAGCAGACUCCAAGGCUUCCCUGUCAAGCAGCGUUCCCUCUCUGAACACUAGGAUGACCCAGCAUCUGACCGAACGCAGCUGUCGAUUCCUGAAGAGUGCCUCAGAGGUUCCACGACUCUACCGCAGAACUAAUAAAGAUAUACCGGUGCGUGCAUCAGCGUAUAUGGAUAAUGCCUUACGCCCAUUACAUCAGUUACUAACUGAUUCGACAGGGCUGGUCACCCCUCACACAGCACAAGAGUGGCUGCGAGUUUCACUGUCUGAGUGCACACAGAAGUACUAUGAGACCAUCUCAGAGGUGCUGAGCUCAGUCAGAAAGAUGGAAGAGAGUUUGAAACGCUUGAAACAAGCCAGGAAGGGUGCAGCCGCGACUACAACAGCAGGAGCAAAUGGUGGACUAACAGAUGAUGGCAAGAUUCGUCUUCAGCUGGCACUAGAUGUGGAAUACUUGGGGGAACAGAUUCAGAAGAUGGGUCUUCAGCCAACUGACAUCUCCAUGUUCUCCACUCUGAUGGAUCUUGUGAAGGAAGCCAGAGAGCUUGCUGAACAAAACCAAUAAAACAGACUCAGCAAUGACUGAAACACUGAUAUGCAGCACUCAUCUUCACAUAUCCUGGAGACUUGUGGAGGAUAAAACUUGUCCCAGUCAUGGGCUGGUAAGAGGUGAUGGUGAUGAGAAAAUAAUGGGAAGAAUUAACACUACUGGAAUCAUUUUCAAACAUUUGUACCAAAUCACUUAGUUCAAUGUAAACGUUAGAACUAGGCUGUACAUUGUUGGCUGACACAGCGCAGAAACUACUGCUGGAGCAUCAGCAGUUCUGGUGUAGGCAAAAUGGAGAAAAGGGACUGGAUGGUACUAUGAUUAUGUAAUUUUAUGUAACUACUGUAUUGUACUUUCACUGGGCCAGAAAGUUGCAUAGCAAGAGGCUCAAAAUAAGUUACAAAGGGAGUACAUUGAUCAUUAUUUGGUGAUGGAUUAAUCUAAGAGAAGUCUGUUUAUGUGUCACAUGUGUUCAAAUCAGUUGUACAAUAUAAUAUGUUUAACAUGAAGGUAAUGAAGAACUUUGUACAGAAUGUUAUACUGUGUGUGGUUUUAUUACAAAGAAGCAUUAGCAAGUUAUACUUAAUGGCCACUUUAUUAGGUAAACCUGCUCAACUGCUCAUUCAUGCAAAUAUCUAGUCAGCCAAUCAAAAUGCAGUUAACCUGCUGAGGUUCAAACCAAGCAUGAGAAUGAGAACAAAAGUGAUUUCAAAAACUGCUGAUCUACUGGGAUUUUCCCACAUAGCCAUUUUGAGAGUUUAUAGAAAAAAUGUUCCAAAAAAGAGGAAAUAUCCAGUGAGUGGCAGGUCUCUGGGUGAAAAUGAUCCCAGAGAUCAGAGGAGAAUGACCAGACAGGAAGACAAGAGUAAUUCAAAUAGUCACUCAUUGCAACAAAGAUGAGCAGAAGAGCAUCUCUGAAUGCACAGCAUGUUCAAUCUUGAAGCAGGUGACCACCUGAAGUGUCACUUCCGUGAGCUAAGAACAGAAAACUGAUGCUAAAAUUCACAUACGCUCACCAAAACUGGACAAUGAUAUACUGGAAAAACAUUAUCUGGUCUAAUGAGUCUCAUUUUCUGCUGAAAAAUUCACAUUUGCAAAAUGAAAUUGAAAAUGGUUUCAUGAACAUGAAAACACUUUACUCAAAUGGCCUUCGCAGUCACCAGAUCUCAAUCACUCAAUCUUAACAGAGCACCUUUGAAUGGUGGAAUGGGAUGUUCAGAAAUUCAGAGACAAAUAUGCACCAGUAUGGACAAUGGAAACAUUCCUCAGAGUAAUAUUUCUAUGGUCCAUUUUGACACGAUAGCACCUUGUUGAAUCUAUGCCAUGAAGAAAUUAGGCAGUUCUGAAAGCAAAAAUGGGGUCCAACCACAUACUAGCUUGGUGUAACUAAUGAAGUGUCCGGUGAGUGUAUAUGAGUCAUUGUUUUCACCGCAUGCAUGUUUAUACUCAGUACUACCAAUAACGCUGCAGGACCAUGAACCUUUAAUAAACUGCAACAUUAUUACAUGCACAGGAAAGCUAAACGGGAGAAUAACAUUUGUUUUUGUGAAUGCUGAAGCAAGUUAUUCAAACCCUAUAAAUCACAGCCAGCCUUCAGUAAUGCUGACAUGCAUGUGCAUUAUUUUCACUCAUUAACUAACGUAUAUAAUUAUGUGUAAGCGGUGAUAAACAAUUGCUAGUACAGUAACCUUAUUUUAAGCCAGGCCUUAUAACAUCUUAGUUACAAAUUUGCUGAUUUCUACAUUAAAAUUAUUUUUGGGAUUAUUUUCAGUAGAUUUUGUCACUCUGUAACUGCUUUU
Pelmatolapia mariae (spotted tilapia) is the source of this 3980-nucleotide messenger RNA. It is a transcript of the gene cog2, whose product is annotated as component of oligomeric golgi complex 2. Lineage: Eukaryota; Metazoa; Chordata; Actinopteri; Cichliformes; Cichlidae. Gene Ontology annotation, biological process: Golgi organization; intra-Golgi vesicle-mediated transport; protein transport. The record is from RefSeq and is a predicted model, not a curated record. The transcript is spliced from 18 exons. Bases 10 to 2199 code for a protein of 729 amino acids. Gene Ontology annotation, cellular component: COG complex; membrane.